This is a messenger RNA of Nerophis ophidion (straightnose pipefish), 12347 nucleotides long. It is a transcript of the gene cntn1a, whose product is annotated as contactin 1a. Gene Ontology annotation, molecular function: cell-cell adhesion mediator activity. The transcript is spliced from 24 exons. Lineage: Eukaryota; Metazoa; Chordata; Actinopteri; Syngnathiformes; Syngnathidae. The record is from RefSeq and is a predicted model, not a curated record. Gene Ontology annotation, biological process: brain development; cell-cell adhesion. The coding region runs from base 231 to 3302 and encodes 1023 amino acids.
ACCUCGCUGACAGCCUCCAUGACGUCACACGGCCGGCGAGCUAUGCUUCCCUCUAGCGGCGCCGCCUGCGCACUGCAGCCCGCUCAUCCCCAGCCAGGAGGACGCGGCGGCUCUCUGCCACUUUCCUUCUUCAGGAGCAGAUGUGAGCAUCGUGUGGAGGAGCAGCCCAGAAGUAGAAGCCGGCAGUCCAUCGGCUGAGCAUCUAGCUGAAGCCUCCCCCAGCAGGUCACAUGGACAUAAUGCUCCCCCUCAGCCUGCUCCUCCAUCUCCUGCUGCUCUCUGGCUCCCCCGCAGGUGCCACCGUGCAAAGGGAGGAAGCAGACUUUUAUGGAGAUGAAACCACGGGUUACGGGCCGGUGUUUGAGGAGCAGCCGGUGGACACCAUCUACCCUGAGGAGUCGCCCGAGGACAAGAUCACCAUGAGCUGUCGGGCACGAGCCAUCCCACCUGCCGCAUACAAAUGGACGCUGGACGGCGUAGAAAUUGACCCGAGCAGCGCCGCACACGAGCACUACGCUUUGUCGGGAGGAAACCUGAUCAUCAAAGAGCCCGUUAAAAGCCAGCAUGAGGGGAAGUAUUCCUGCCUGGCCAGCAACAUGUACGGGCUGGUCAUCAGUCAGGAGGCCACGCUCCAGUUUGGAUACUUGGACCUGUUCUCUUCCGAGGAAAGGGAGGCGGUGCACGUCAAAGAAGGGCAAGGGGCGGUUCUUCUCUGCGCUCCUCCUCCGCAUCAUCCAGCCGACCUGUCCUUCCGAUGGAUCCUCAACGAGUUCCCUAUCUUCAUCCCGCUGGACAACCGGCGCUUUGUCUCGCAAAUAACGGGCAACCUUUACAUCUCCAAGGUGGAGGCCUCAGACAGCGGCAACUACUCGUGCAUCGCAUCUAGCUCCUCCAUCUCCAAGAGCGUCUUCUCCAACUACAUCCCCCUGGUGCCCCACAGCGAACGUCCCAAUAAGAAGUACCCGGCAGACCUCCGAGUCAAGUUCCCAGACACGACAACUCUGGUGGGGCAAAACGUCACUUUGGAAUGCUUCGCAUUGGGAAAUCCUGUGCCAAAGAUCCGCUGGAAGAAGUUGGACGGCGAUCUGCCUCCCAACCACGAGUUGCGGACGUCUGAGGCGCACCUGCACCUGUACAACGUGCAGGUAGAGGACGGCGGUCUGUAUCAAUGUGAGGCGGUCAACUCAAAGGGAAAGGACUACCACAGCGCACUUUUGUCCGUGGAAGCUUUUCCUGAGUGGGUGGAGCGCAUCCGCAGCACGGAGAAAGACCUGGGCAGCGACUACACCAUGUCCUGCUCUGCCAGGGGAAAACCUCAACCUCGCAUCCGCUGGAUGAAGAACGGACAGCCGUUGGAGCAGAAGGAGCUGAGGUUGGUCAGCCUGAGGUUUGAGGACUCGGGGAUGUAUCAGUGCAUUGCAGAGAAUCACCAUGGAGUCAUCUUCGCCACCGCCGAGCUGCGUGUGUUUGCCUGCGCCCCCACAUUUCAACACAACCCCGUCAAACAUGUCCUGGCUCCGAGAAACGGCCGGGUGGUGAUGGAAUGUCGCCCCAAAGCGGCGCCCAGGCCCAGCAUCUCCUGGAGCAAAGAGACGGAACUGUUGAGCAACUCCAGCAGGCUGUUCAUCUGGGAUGACGGCAGCCUGGAGAUCCUGAACGUGACUCGUGCGGAUGAGGGCAGGUACACCUGCUUCGCCCAGAACGACCGCGGCAAGGCCAACAGCACCGGCUCUCUCUCUGUAACAGACUCCACCAAGAUCACCUUGGCCCCCUCCAACGCUGAUGUCACGGUGGGCCAGACCGCCUGGAUGCAGUGUGCCGCGUCACAUGACUCCUCGCUGGACAUCACCUUCAUCUGGUCCUUGGACGGACACACCAUUGACCUUGACCAGCAAGACCAGCACUAUGAACACCCCCUGAACGGGAGCUCCAGUGGUGAGUUGAUGAUCAAGAACGCUCAGUUGAAGCACGCUGGAGUCUACACCUGCACCGCCCAGACACCUGUGGACUACAUCACUGCCUCUGCCAGCCUGCUCGUUAGAGGACCCCCCGGGGCCCCAGCGGGGGUGCGAGUGAGGGACAAAAGUGAGAGGAACGUAACGCUGCAGUGGAGCCGAGGAGCAGACAACCACAGCCCCAUCUCCAAAUAUAACAUCCAGUGCAGGGACGCCUCCUCGCAGGAAGUGUGGAGGAACGCCAGCACAUUUCCAGCAGAUGUUGAAGGCAAUGCAGAGAUGGCCACCGUGGUGGACUUGGUGCCCUGGACCGAGUACCAGUUCCGGGUGGUGGCCACCAACACUCUGGGCACGGGGGACCCCAGCAAGCCGUCGCCUCAGGAGAAGACCUUGGCCUCACCUCCUGUGGUGGCGCCUUCUGAUGUGGACGGGGGCGGGGGGACCAGCAGGGAGCUGACCAUCACGUGGACGCCGGUCCAGGAGCAGUACUACUACGGUCCUGACUUUGGCUACAUCGUGGCCUUCAAACCACGAGCUGGCUCGGAGUGGACGCAGGUGACCGUGUCGGAUCCACAGGCCAAGCGCUACGUACACAAAGAUCCUUCUAUCCCUCCCUGGACCGAGUACCACGUGAAAAUCAAAGCCUUCAACGGCGCAGGGGAGGGGCCGUACAGUCUGACAGCGCUGGUCUACUCCGCACAAGAGGCGCCCUCUGACGCUCCUGCGAGUAUCGACGGCAAAGCUCUCUCGGCCACAGAAGCCAUGGUGUGGUGGCUCCCUAUCCCGCAGACCUACAUCGACGGAUACCAGGUGAAGUACUGGAAGAAGCAGGAAGACAGUGAAGGCGGGGCCCAAAGUGUCGUGGUCUCCGGCAGGGAAAACCAAACCAGACUAGACCGGAUGAAGCCGGACUCCACUUUUGUCAUCGAGGUGCGAGGAUACAACUCUGCAGGAUACGGGCCAGCCAGCGAGCGUCUGCACAUCCACACCAAGAGACCUCCUCCCAGUCAAGCUCCCACAAUCAUAGGCAGUAAGUACAAGGGCAAGAAUGUCAACGUGUCCUGGGAGGACGUGAAGACGCUCGCCAACGAGGCACCUGUGGAGCGUUACAAGGUGCUGUACAGAAAACAGGACCAGUCCAAAGUCCAGCUGUACGUCACACACACAUCGUACAUCGACCUUCCAGUCCACGAGGACGGGACAUACGUGGUGGAGGUCCGCGCGUCUACGGAGGGCGGAGACGGGGCCGUGUCACAAAUCUCCAUCACAGGAGGAAGUGUACUGGCCGUCCAGACCCUGAGUGCACUCUGCCUGCUCCUGGCCUCUCUUCUCUGCCUCAACCUCUGAAUGUAGCAGCUUCUCUGUCGUCACUUGGACGUGGAGGACAGUCUUCACGGCCUGCAAAGACUUCUGGGACUCUUUCCACCAUCAUUUGGUUCCAGGGUUCUCUUCUUAAGAAGUUAGUGGAAAUAGACAGGAACUUAUUUAUCCACAAAAUGUCUUUUUGGAGGAACGUCAAAGUUUGAAAACUGCCUUAUGUAAAUGUCUGCACUUAUCCUUCACAACCACCUUUCAUUUUUCAAACUUUUUGAUACAAAUUAAUGCCACAUACUCCAAUACUUCAAUCAACUGUGAAGGAUAAGUGCACUCCUUUAUCAGUAUCUCUCUACACAGCUUUCUUUACGUCUUGCUCUUUUAUGCUCUUUUCUUACAAAAGUGAAGCACAGCCUCUGUUGAAGACGAUACAGUCAAAGCAAACAUCCACCUUCAUUGGUAUCAAUUGUCACUGCCUGUCGGUGUCAUCAGCCACUACUUUAUCCCUCAAGUGUACUUAGUGUACUUACAUGAAGACCAUGUAAGGAGCAGCCAAUGUCAGCAUAGAGCCAAACUCAACCACAAGCGACUGCCAAGCCAGGCCAGGGAAAUCCAAACACUGUAACACCACCGACUGGGGACGCACAAAAGCAGAUGCUUGCAUUAAAACAAGCCAGCAAAUGAGCUUUAGAUGUCUCCACCGGGACAGGAGAAGUCUUCUAAUGACGCUCUGUCAAGCCCAAAUGCUUAAGUUUGGACCAGAGAUUCCUACAAACUAAAAGUCUUUGGAGGAGUUUCAGCAUUGCGGGGUUGGAGUUCUGGACACUUUGAGUCCACAUGUUCUUCUUUCACCAAGUGUCGGUCACACAUACGCACAUUCUUCAAAUAACAACUACUUCUUCAUUCGCAAUUGGAACUUGGCUUUAGAAAAACACCAACAUGCGGACACCUCGGUGAUGUACACACAACACAUUCUACUGACUAAGGCUUACUGCCGAAGCUAGCAAUCAUUGAACUGGACGCAACUUCUAAUGACACCACUUUGAUGAUGCAAGCCUGUGCGUGCAAAAUAAGAUGCACCGUAACACAGUCACAUGAUCAUUGUCACCACAUUGAAGACUAUGAUGCAUCAUAACAGUCACAUUAAAGACUAAGAUACAUCACAAUAGUCACAUUAAAGACUAAGAUGCAUCAUAACAGUCACAUUAAAGACUAAGAUGCAUCACAACAGUCACAUUAAAGACUAAGAUGCGUCAUAACAGUCACAUUAAAGACUAAGAUGCAUCACAACAGUCACAUUAAAGACUAAGAUGCAUCACAACAGUCACAUUAAAGACAAAGAUGCAUAACAACAGUCACAUUAAAGACCUAGAUGCAUCAUAACAGUCACAUUAAAGACUAAGAUGCAUCAUAACAGUCACAGUAAAGACUAAGAUGCAUCGUAAGUCACAUUAAAGACUAAGAUGCAUCAUAAGUCACAUUAAAGACUAAGAUUCAUCAUUACAGUCACAUUAAAGACUAAGAUGCAUCAUAACAGUCACAUUAAAGGCUAAGAUGCAUCAUAACAGUCACAUUAAAGACUAAGAUGCAUCAUAACAGUCACGUUAAAGACUAAGAUGCAUCAUAACAGUCACGUUAAAGACUAAGAUGCAUCAUAACAGUCACAUUAAACACUAAGAUGCAUCAUAACAGUCACAUUAAAGACUAAAAUGCAUCAUAACAGUCACAUUAAAGACUAAGAUGCAUCAUAACAGUCACAUUAAAGACUAAGACGCAUCAUAACAGCCACAUUAAAGACUAAGACGCAUCAUAACAGUGACAUUAAAGACUAAGAUGCAUCAUAAGUCACAUUAAAGACUAAGAUGCAUCAUAAGUCACAUUAAAGACUAAGAUUCAUCAUAACAGUCACAUUAAAGACUAAGAUGCAUCAUAACAGUCACAUUAAAGACUAAGAUGCAUCAUAACAGUCACAUUAAAGACUAAGAUGCAUCAUAACAGUCACGUUAAAGACUAAGAUGCAUCAUAACAGUCACGUUAAAGACUAAGAUGCAUCAUAACAGUCACAUUAAAGACUAAGAUUCAUCAUAACAGUCACAUUAAAGACUAAGAUGCAUCAUAACAGUCACAUUAAAGACUAAGAUGCAUCAUAACAGUCACAUUAAAGACUAAGAUGCAUCAUAACAGUCACGUUAAAGACUAAGAUGCAUCAUAACAGUCACGUUAAAGACUAAGAUGCAUCAUAACAGUCACAUUAAAGACUAAGAUGCAUCAUAACAGUCACAUUAAAGACUAAGAUGCAUCAUAACAGUCACAUUAAAGACUAAGAUGCAUCACAACAGUCACAUUAAAGACUAAGGGGCGGCAUGGUGUAGUGGGUAGAGCGGCUGUGCCAAAACCUGAGGGUUGCAGUUUCGCUCCCCGCCUGUUGACAUCCAAAUCGCUGCCGUUGUAUCCUUGGGCAGGACACUUCACCCUUUGCCCCCGGUGCAGCCAACACUGGUGAAUGAAUGAUAGGUGGUGGUCGGAGGGGCCGUAGGUGCAAACUGGCAGCCACGCCUCAGUCAGUCUACCCCAGGGCAGCUGUGGCUACAAAUGUAGCUUACCACCACCAGUUGUGAAUGAAUGAUGGGUUCCCACUUCUCUGUGAGCGCUUUGAGCAUCUAACAAUAGAAAAGUGCGAUAUAAAUCUAAUCCAUUAUUAUUAUUAUUAUUAAGAUAGGAUGGGAAACAUCUCUUCCUCAGACUUUUUGUUUGUCUUCCUGGCACUCCCUGAACGACCAGUCAGGACACAUUGAUGCACUUUCAGACUGUGAGAACAUAGAACUGUUUCAGCAGGAACCAAUGCUGAUAGUUUCCAAAAAUGCACAUUUAUUUAAAAAAAAAGCCAAAGUACACAAGAGGAGUUUUCAAAAACAUGUCAUGCACAUUUUGUCCAAAGCACACAAAGGCCAGAGCAGAUGAUGGGUGUGUGAGACAUCUCAAUAAUACAGUGAUGCAUUACAGUGGAUGUGCAAUAACUACUGUAAAUAUGGAAGCUUUAAAACUAGGGAAGAUGCAUUUUUAAUGAGGUGGAAAGUGGGAGACAAGGCUUUGUCAAGAAAUGUUUCCUCUUUGAGAUGUGAUGGACUUUGUCACAGGUGGGCAGACUUGUACUCCAGUAAGAACACCACUACUUUACAACAAUAGGACUCAAGUAAAAGUCAGAAGUAGUCAUCAAAAUCAUGAUUAGAGUAAGAGUAAGUAAAAAUUCUGGCAAAAAACUACUCAGGUAUUGAGUAACUUGUGAGUAACUUCUGAUUCUUUUAGUAGUUUUUUUUAUGGGUCUUGUACUGCAAUUGUAGUUGGUGUGUGUGUGUGUGUGUGUGUGUGUGUGUGUGUGUGUGUGUGUUUGUGUGUUUACAAAACAUACAAUUAAUUCACAACUGACUUCAACAUGUUUUGUGUGGUUAGAAGUAUAAUUGCUGUCAGUAGAAAAGUGACAGAGAUGAUGAUAUAAAUGUUGUUGGAAAGAAAUGAUUGAAGAUGUGUUUGCUGCCUCGUCUGACGUCAUGUAACUUUUUACACUCAGUACCUUUCCAUGCACUAAAUGAGUGUGAUUUGUCCAAUAAUUCACUUUCUUCUAUUUUCCUCCAGCUGCAUGUGAAGUUAUUUUGCUGUGACAGUACGCCAGGCUUCACGGUGGCAGAGGGGUUAGUGCGUCUGCCUCACAAUACGAAGGUCCUGCAGUCCUGGGUUCAAAUCCAGGCUCGGGAUCUUUCUGUGUGGAGUUUGCAUGUUCUCCCCGUGAAUGCGUGGGUUCCCUCCGGGUACUCCGGCUUCCUCCCACCUCCAAAGACAUGCACCUGGGGAUAGGUUGAUUGGCAACACUAAAAAUUGGCCGUAGUGUGUGAAUGUGAGUGUGAAUGUUGUCUGUCUAUCUGUGUUGGCCCUGCGAUGAGGUGGCGACUUGUCCAGGGUGUACCCCGCCUUCCGCCCGAUUGGAGCUGAGAUAGGCGCCAGCGCCCCCCGCGAUUCGAAAGGGAAUAAGCGGUAGAAAAUGGAUGGAUGGAUGGAUGAUGAUAUAAAUGUUGUUGGAAAGAAAUGAUUGAAGAUGUGUUUGCUGCCUCGUCUGACAUCAUGUGACUUUUUACACUCAGUACCUUUCUAUGCACUAAAUGAGUGUGAUUUGUCCAAUAAUUCACUUUCUUCUAUUUUCCUCCAGCUGCAUGUGAAGUUGUACUUUCUUAUGUGUCAUGUGAGUGAUGGCCAUACACAGUGUGCCUCUCCUACACUAGGGGGCGACAUCUUCUUCACACAUGUUACAUGUUAAUACAGUAGAAGAAGAUCUUGUGAGUGAUGGCCAUACGCAGUGUGCCUCUCCUACACUAAGGGGCGACAUCUCCUUCACACAUGUUACAUGUUAAUACAGUAGAAGAAGAUCAUGUGAGUGAUGGCCAUAAGCAGUGUGCCUCUCCUACACUAGGGGGCGACAUCUUCCUCACACAUGUUACAUGUUAAUACAGUAGAAGAAGAUCUUGCUGGGUGCUAAUAAAGUAGCAACUUUAAAGCUAACAGAUAAGUACAACUUUGCACUGCUUGUUUAAGUUGUUGGUAAUGUUUGAAUGUGUUGAAUCAGAAUCAGAAUAGUUUUUAUUGCCAUUGUUUGAGAACGGGUUCACAAACUAGGAAUUUUACCUGGCGCAAUGGUGCAACAUAAAGGACAUAUACGACAGGAUAGGUAAUAAGAUGAGCUGUAAGUGAGCUAUCAGAUCUUGUUAUUGUUCACGUGUCUGAUGGUCGAAGGAAAAAAGUGUUCAGGUGGCGGGAGGUGUGGGUCUGGAUGGACCGUAGUCUCCUGCCUGAGGGGAGAGGAGAGAAGAGUUUUUGUCCAGGGUGAGAAGAGUCAGCUGUGAUCCCACCCACACGCCUCCUGGUCCUGAAGAAGAACAGGUCCUGGAGGGGUGGGAGUUUGCUGCCAAUCACCUUCUCAGCAGCACGUACCAUGCGCUGCAGUCCAUGCUUGUCCCGGACUGUGGAGCCGGGGAACCACACGGUGAUGGAGGAGGUGAGGAUGGACUCGAUGAUGGCUGAGUAACUGCACCAGCAUCUCAGUUGGCACUUUCAGUUUUUUCUGCUGCCGCAGGAAGUACAUCCUCCGCUGGACCUUCUUGAUGAGGGAGCUGAUGGUCGGCUCCCGCUUGAGGCCCUGGGUGAUGGUGGUGCCCAGGAAACGGAUGGAGUCCACAAUUGAGACGGGGGUAGGAAAGUCGAUCAGGCUGAGGGGGGGAUGGUGGAGCUUUGACUUUCCUGAAGUCCAUGAUCAUCUCCACUGUUUUCUGGGGGUUCAGCUCCAGGUUGUUGAGGCUGCAACAGGACGCCAGUCGGUCCACCUCUCUCCUGUAGGCAGACUCAUCACCAUCCGAGAUGAGCCCGAUUAGAGUAGUGUCGUCCGCAAACUUGAGCAGCUUUACCAACUGGUGACUGGAGGUGCAGCAGCUUGUGUACAGGGAGAAGAGCCAGGGGGAAAGUACACAUUCUUGAGGAGUACCAGUGUUCGUGGAUCCACUGUCCGAGACAAUCUUCCCCAGCUGCACGUGCUGUCUUCUGUCUGUCAGGAAGUCAUUAAUCCAACUGCAGAGGGAGUCGGGCACGCUGAGCUGGUAGAGCUUUCCAGGGAGAAUGGUGUUGAAGGCAGAGCUGAAGUCCACAAACAGGAUCCUCGCGUAGGUUCCUGGGGAGUCCAGAUGCUCUAGGAUGAAGUGGAGGGCCAGGUUUACUGCAUCAUCCACAGACCUGUUGGGUCUGUAGGCGAACUGCAGUGGGUCCAGGAGGGGGGCGGUGAUGUCCUUGAGGUGGGGCAGGACCAAGCGCUCAAAGGACUUCAUGACCACAGACGUCAGCGCCACCGGCUUGUAGUCAUUAAGUCCUGUGAUCCGAGCUUUCUUGGGGACAGGGACGAUGGUGGAGGUCUUGAAACAGGACGCCACGCGGCAUAGCCCAAGAGAGGUGUUAAAAAUGUCAGUGAAGACAGGAGCCAGCUCAUCCGCACAGUCUCUCAAGCUGGAGGGGGAGACACCAUCAGGCAUGGGGGCCUUCCGUGUGUUCAGCUUCAAGAACUGCCGGCGUACAUCCUCCUCUCGGCUGGAGAGGGUCUUUGGUGAAGUCCUGUGAUGUUCUUGGAGUCCUUUAAUGUAGAUCUGGAGUUGGUGGGGAGGGUGAUGGUGGGGGGAGCAGAGCUUUGAUGAGCUGAAGGCCGUUCAGGACGACAGUAAUGUGUGUUGAGGUCCUGAGCGAGAGUCCGGUCAUUCAGUGCCUGGGUGGCUUUGGGCCUUUAGUUCGUAAGGGCCCUUAAUCCUCUCCACACGGCUGCAGAGUCAUUGGAGCUGAACUGUUCCUGUGGACGGUUAGAGUACACAGAUUGAGCUUUCUCCACUUCUCUGAUGAAGUGGUAGUUCGCUUCUCUGUAGGUACUACGGUCCCAGCUCCUCAACGCAGUGUCCUUUUUCUUGCGCAGCUGUUGGAGCUUGGGUGUGAACCAGGGCUUGUUGUUAUAACAAGCCCUGGUGCGCGUUGGAAUGAUGCGUGCCUCAUUGAACUGUAUGUAUGAGGUCACAGUGUCCGUAUACUUGUCCCGAUUGUCUGUGGAUGCUCUAAUUGCCUCCCAGUCUGUCGUCUCCAAACAUGCGCACAGCUACUCCACAGCCUCGUCGGUGAAACACUUAAUGGUCUUCAUAACAGGUUUAGUCAGUUUCAGUUUCUGUCUGUAUGAAGGGAUUAAGUGCACCAUCACAUGAUUUGACAGUCCAAGGGCAGCACGCGGGACUGCAUGGUAUGCCUUGAUUAUUGUGGUGUAACAGUGAUCCAAAAUGUUCUCCUCUCUGGUCGGGCAUUUAAUAAACUGGGUAAUACCUGGCUCAGAUUUCCCUUGUUAAAGUCAACAAGCACGACAACAAGGGAGUCCAGAAAAGACCGUUCCAUGUGUAAGAUCUGGUCUGCAAGCGUGCGCUGAGCGUCACGCGCGUCCGCGCUGGGCGGUUUGUAGGCAGCCACCAGAAUGAAGGAAACAAUCUCACGCGGUGAGUAUAAAAGCUUACAGUGAAUGAAAAUAUAUUCCAGAGCAGGAGAGCAGUGUUGGGAAAUCACCGUCAUGUCUGUACACCACUUGUUGUUGAUGAAGAAGCAGACUCCAUCGCCUCUUGUUUUGCCGGAGAGCUCCGUUUCUCGGUCCGCGCGGAGCGUAUAAAAGUAGUUGCCACAGUCGAGGAGUCUGCUAAGACAAAGUGAAGAGUGAAGAAGCGUAUAAAAGUAGUUGCCACAGCCGAAGAGUCUGCUAAGACAAAGUGAACAUGGCGGAGUGUAAAAGUGUGUGAGCAGCACCAUCACAGAAGGUGCACUUGGCAAUUUUCCACUUUUGGGUAGAGACACAGAGCUGUGACAGGAACAGAGCGCCAAGACCGGCUUAUCUGGGCUGCAGCCCAGGGGCCCCACCCAAUCAGGGGCCACCUUUUGUGAUAGCAGUGUUUGGUGUUCCUGGCUUUCAACAACCAACCUCGGAGCUUGGCCGUCGCCUGCGGCAGAGAGCAGUGUACUACUACUGAGCUAAAACCCUCCUGGAUGGCAGCACUCUGAUACAAUACAGAUAUUGCACGAUGCCGAUACCACAUCAGCACAAGUCAUUCACACAAAGUCUCUGCAGGCUCUUAACAAGUCAAACUGAAGACUUUUUGAGACCAUCAUUAAUACAAAUGGAUGUGAAGCCACAUUAAGGGACGGAACGUAAUAGGUCGGCAACCUUGACACAUUUUGUGCACAAAAACUUGUCAAAUGAGUUGAAUGUAGUGUAUUGUAAGUUAUAUUGCUUUGCAUUACAGGCCAUCAAGUUUCAUGUCAAAAAAUACAUCUUAUUGAUAACCAUUUUUUUUACAAUAAACUGGGGGCCAAAAAUGGCCCCUGAGCCGCACUUUGGACACCCCUGGUUUACAGUCAGUACACUACAAGCCAUACCCUCAAUGAUUCAGCUUCCUAGAAUGGUCUGUUGAGGACACCCUUUGUGUGGGGCAUAGGUCAGGGCUCUGUUGCAGUACAUCUGUGUGAAAGGGGCUCAAAUCUUGUUUGUUGAAAUAUUGGAGGUAUUUAUUUUGCUUUGGCUGUAUCAGGCUGGUGCUUCUUCCUUCAUGGCCACCAAACAGCACAGGAAGUUCUCACCACACCGUUUGCUGCGGAAUACCCAAACUACUUUACUACGCUCAACCCUAAACUAGUUUAGUAUGUUAAAGCCUAAACUACCUUGCCAGAGUAACUAGUGUGAGUCAGCAAGAUCAAGGUGAUCCAGCAUGCCCUACUCAGCCAACACUCCAUGCAAACUGAGACUCUUGACGAGGAAAAGUGGAACCGUGCUGCUUGGUGGAAACACGACGUAAAACAUGCACCAGGUCCCAACAAAACAAGAUGGUUUAACUCCUCUCAUCUUCUCAUUCUUCAAGCUGGCUCUUAUUUUUCUCUUCUUGUUUGUCAUCAUUGCCACACACACUUUGUUUUGUUGUUUGUCAUCAUUGCCACACACAAUUUGUGUUGUUGUUUGUCAUCAUUGCCACACACCCACACUUUGUGUUGUUGUUUGUCAUCAUUGCCACACACACACACGUUGUGUUGUUGUUUGUCAUCAUUGCCACACACACUUUGUGUUGUUGUUGUUUGUCAUCAAUGCCACACACACACUUUGUGUUGUUGUUUGUCAUCAUUGCCACACACACUUUGUGUUGUUGUUUGUCAUCCUGCUGCGUCCAUGUGUGCAGUCACCAAGUGCUGGUGCCACUGUCCUCCAUGCUACAUGCUACAUGCUACUUAUUACACAAUGCAUGACUGGCCUACAUUUUUGUUGAGGAGGAAGUGUGAGGUGCAUGACAUCAUGACAUCAUCAGAUCAUGACAUCUUCACAUCCUGCGUGGCCUCCCUUCACACUACAGAGCAUAGACCUAAACCUCAUCUGUGCUUUACAAGUCAUUUCUCAUGACGCUUUUUUCCCUCUAAAGUGUGAGGGACAAAUACUGGAAUUACUUGUUUGCUGGAGAAGAAACAAUAAAAGUCUAGUAAAGUGUU